Messenger RNA from Drosophila virilis, 972 nucleotides. Its product is annotated as cuticle protein 76. Lineage: Eukaryota; Metazoa; Arthropoda; Insecta; Diptera; Drosophilidae. The record is from RefSeq and is a predicted model, not a curated record.
UACGCGAACGCAAUAAAAGUUUUUGCCCACUGUUGUUUUCUGGAAAAUUUAUGACCUGCUGAUAGUAUUCAAAAUAAUUCACUUUUUCGUACGCGACGGGCAGCUGCUCGAAAUUCACAGCUAGCUACUCGAACUCCUCCAUUGAGUUACUUUUGGCAUGCGCACCGUCAUUUGCCGACCCAUUGAACCAGUUUCUGUUUGGUUUGCUUGUUGCUGGGGCUGGGUGGGGGCUUAGGCCUAAGUCGGUCUGUCACAAAUUUGAGGCCAUUGUGACCGUGAAAUUUGGCCAAACAUUUUGAUUUUGGCUAUUUAAGCUGCGCCGCUGGCCCAGUUAAGCAUCAGUAACAUUUCCAGUUGCAGCUAACCAACAUGGCUUUCAAGUACGUCCUAUUGUCCUUCUGCGCUCUGCUCGGCGCGACCAGUGCUGGCUUCCUGGCGCCGGCGCCAGCCACCUAUGUGGCUCAGCCCCAUUACGAUGCAGUGGGCACCACGCAGCAGAAUGUGGUGCGCUCGUUCGGCGGCACUGUGUCCACCUACUCGAAGAACGUGGUCACGCCCUACUCCAGCGUCAGCAAGGUGGACUCACGCACCACCAAUAAUGUGUACACGCCCAAGACGGUCUAUAGCGCACCUGCUGCAGUGGUCACGAAGUCCGUUUAUGCUGCUCCAGCUGUCACCUAUGCUGCUCCAGCUCCCGUCCUGGCCAAGACCGUCUCGUAUGCUGCUCCGGCUGUGACCUAUGCUGCUCAUUCGCCUGUCAUUGCCAAGACCUAUGCUGCUCCGGCUGUCGCCUAUGCGGCACCAGCUGCUGCUCCCACUGCCUAUGUGAAGUACUCGCCCGCCAUUGGUGUGGCCCAUGUUAGCUUCGAUGGCUUUGGCUCACACUGGGGCUACUAGGCUAGAGUCCAGCACUUAGCACUUGUUGAAACUGUUGUUGUUUAAUCACACGAAAUAAAACUAUUAACAAAAAUA